Messenger RNA from Lytechinus variegatus (green sea urchin), 4834 nucleotides. RefSeq names its product plexin-B-like. Lineage: Eukaryota; Metazoa; Echinodermata; Echinoidea; Temnopleuroida; Toxopneustidae. Gene Ontology annotation, cellular component: semaphorin receptor complex. Bases 195 to 4052 code for a protein of 1285 amino acids. The record is from RefSeq and is a predicted model, not a curated record. Gene Ontology annotation, biological process: semaphorin-plexin signaling pathway involved in axon guidance; regulation of GTPase activity; regulation of cell migration. The transcript is spliced from 32 exons. Gene Ontology annotation, molecular function: semaphorin receptor activity.
GGUGGCUGUCUUACAAUGUCAUUCAAUGUGUAUCCAUCUCAGAUGUCCAGCCUGAUCAUAAACUAUCUUAUCAAAUUACAGAACAAGAGAUCAACAUUACUGUACAGCAGCUUCCAACCCUGAAAGACAACCACCAAUACCUGUGUGCCUUCGACACUUACGUGGUGAAUGCUGUUACAACGCCUGAUACAGUAAUGUGUACAAGUCCUCCUGUGGACGAAUUGCCCACAAUCCCUGAUGAAGAUGACCAUAAGAAUUUGACUCUUUCCAUUUUCUCAACGGAGACCGCAGUUUACUUCAUAAGCACGGAUUUUAUCCUCUUUGACUGCACCCACCAUAAAUCUUGUUCGUCCUGCGUCUCAAGUGCAUGGCCAUGUGACUGGUGUGUUUAUGACAACAUGUGUACGCAUGUUAGCAGCUCAUGCCAGGACGGUGAAACAGUGGUGAUUGGAGAAAAUAAUCCCAUAGGCUCUGGAGACAAAGGACAGAUUUACUGUCCUCAGCUGGUUGGUACAUCGGAAACCUUCUUCAUACCAGUGAAUAUUCCUUCAAGUUUCUCAUUUGUGGCAAGAAAUAUUCCUACAGAUCAAACAAAGAUCCAGUCAUUCGACUGUAUUCUUCUAAUUGAUGGAGAUGAGACACGAGUAGAAACUGCAUUCGUCAAUGAAAGUUAUGUUCUGUGUGGGGCUAAAGAGUACAUGUAUGCUGACGACAUCCUUCAGAACAAUGUGAGCGUCUCCGUUCAGUGGAAUGACCAACACUAUAUAGAUGACCCAAAUGAUGCGUAUGUGACUCUGUACAAGUGUCCUGCCAACGGUGGAAGCUGCAGCCGGUGUCUAUCUCCGGAAGCAACACCUUCGUUCUUAAACUGCGGUUGGUGUGGGAAUGACUGUAAUGUAAUUGAGAGUGAUGUUUGUCAGAGCAAUCGAUUUGUCAAUCAGAAUGAGACCAUUCUUUGUUCAGCACCAGUUAUAACUGGAUUUUAUCCCAUAUCAGGUCCAAUUAAUGGCAGUACAAGAUUGGAAAUCAUCGGAACCGACCUAGGAGUGUCAUUUAUUGAUGUUCUAGAGGUUACUAUAGGAGACUUGGUGUGUAGCCUGACUGACAUGGAUUCCUACUAUCAGCCAGGGCAGAGUGUAAGUUGCCUAACUGGAUUAUCCCCCGCGGUAACAUCAGGACACAUCGCGAUUAAGAUAUGGUCUGGUGAGAGGUCUAGAACCGGAAACAGUAGUGAACAGUUCCACUACAGGGAUCCCGUGAUCUCAGGGUUUAACCCUACUGAGGGACAGGCAGCGGGAGGGACACGGGUCACCAUAACAGGAAUGGACCUGAACACAGGAAGAGUCAUCGAAGCUAGAUUCGGAGCAGCACAAUGCAACGAAUUGAUGUUCGAAAAUUCGACGAUGACUUGUAUUACAAGCGGCAUAACCAUUACUGGAGAAACCUCUCAUGUCAGAUUGAUCAUGUCAUUUGAUGGAGUUGAAAGAGUGUUUCGGGAAUACAGCUUUACCUACAAAGUAAACCCGGUAAUAACUGAUAUAGGCACGCCCAAAUCCAUUCUGUCAGGAGGCAUUGAUAUCGAAGUAACGGGAGAAAGAUUUGAUCUGAUUCAAGAUCCUAGAGUUUUCGUUACUUCACUCACGACGAAUGCCACCAGAUCCGAGGUGUGCAAUGGAACGGAUACUCUUCUUAUUUGUCCUACUCCAAGUUUCCCUGAUGAUGUCACACCUAACAGAAGAAGGCGAGCAGUAAAUGACGCAAUAGUGGCAAAUCUGACCUUUGACUUUGAUGGAUACAUCAUCGACGGCGGCAUCAUUGAAUACUACCCAGACCCUCUCUAUUACAGCUUUGGUGGAUCAGACAGAAUCUAUGAAAGCGGCAACAGCCGACUUGAGAUCGAAGGAAUGAACCUUAACUUAGCCAGCACGGAAGAUGAUGUUACAGUUUUGAUAGGUCCUGAUGGUGUCUGUGAUGUGGAUGAUCUUGAGACGGAUGUGUUACGAUGUCAGCUACCGGGGAAGAAGCCUCAACCUGGUAACAUCAAUGGAACAGUUGAACCCGGACCUACUCAAGGGUUACCAGCUGUCACGGUAUUCCAUGGAAAUCUGGUAUUCUAUCCUGGCUACGUAGAUUACUCGACGACAACCAUUAACGUCGGUCUCAUUGUCGGUAUUGUACUUGGUGUUGCUGCGUUCGUUAUCAUUGUCCUCGUCGUGGUAGGCGUCAUUCUCUACAGACGAAGUCACGAGAAAAUAGGCAAACAAGUCCGUGAGAUUGAGAUGUUAGAGAAGAAGAUCCAAGGUCGAGUGCAAACAGCUUUUCAUGAACUACAGACCGACAUGUCUGAAGUGGAGGAGCAAAUCGGCCAUCUUGGUGUACCAUUUGCAAAUGCACUGGAUUACUUAAAGAAUAUGCUCUUUGCAGGCUUGGCUAUUCUUCCACCAACCACAGACCCUGAGUAUUUGAACUCUGAUCUUGAGACAGCAAUGAUUAUGUUCUCAAGGCACCUUAGUAAUCCAGACUUCUUGACCAACUACAUCAAACAUCUUGAGGAACAAAGGAAAACGCACCGAAGAGAUAGGGUCAACAUUGCCUCUCUAAUAACAACCGUACUGAUUACAGAAGGAAAGUUUGGAUAUUUCACGGAAACUCUCUUCAAGUUGUUGGAAGAAUGCAUCGAGGAGGGCGCAGAGAGCGGAAGAGCUAAAUCGCUCUUUAGGAGGAAUGAGACGAUCGUUGAAAAACUCCUCUCCAACUGGAUCGCAAUCUGCAUGUAUCGAUACCUCAAGCGUCAUGCAGCCGAACCUCUGUACUUGCUUUACCAGUCCAUCAAGAUACAGGUUGAGAAAGGACCAAUUGAUAUCACUACAGGACAGUCUGUCUUCUCAUUGAACUUUGAAUGCCUCUUGGAAGAAGAAGUGGAAUUCAACGAACUGACCCUAUCGGUUGUUGGCAGAGAUAAAAGACACUUGUACUACGUCAAGGUUCUUGAUGUUGAUUGCAUGACUCAAGUCAAACAGAAGAUACUGGACGCUGCGUACAGAAACAGCCACAUCGUACAGCAAAACAGGGCUCACGAGAUGGAUCUCCUGUGGUAUCAUCCUGGUGGGGAAGAGAGGGUCUUGAAAGAUCAAGAUGAAUUCAACAAACUUGUUGAGAAUUCUAAAGGUGCAUGCUACAUCAAUACCGUCAAGACAUAUGCGGUUCCAGACAGUAGCAGAGUGGCCCUUAUUACCAAGUCAUCCACGAAUGACGGAGGGGUAUACGAGCCUGUGACCCCAGGGGUGCAACUCUUCCAACAAUAUAUUGAGGAAACAGGAACCGAUGACAUUCCCAGCAGAGACUACGUACGAGUCCGUACGAUGGAUGCCAGCGGACAACGUCUCAUCCACUUAGUUCCUGAGAACCAAGUUCAUAUGGACAGCAGCAGUAAAUCCAAGACCAAACUUGAUCGUGAAUUCUUGGCACCUCGUUUGCUUGUCACCAAGAAAACAAUCCAACCGCGCCUUGACGGGUUCCUGACAUGCGUCUUCAAGAAGCCGGCCGAAACACCACGCACCAUCAAGCAUCUCUUUGACUUCUUUGAUAAGAUGGCGGUCAAGUACUGCGACGAGAAGCCAGAGGAGAUCGCAGAAGCUUGGAAGAGCAGCAGUCUACCACUGCACUACUGGAUGACCACUUUGACCCACCCAUCUUACGUCUUCGACAUGCGUCAGUCAAGGUCUGCCGAUCAGAGUGUAUCGGUCCUUGCUAACAUGCUGGACAACGCAUGCAAGAAGAUCCGAUCUGAAAAUACCAAGGAUUCUGCACUCAAUCGAGUACUGUUUUACAAGGAUCUACCUGGAUACAUCGCUACCAUUGGCGAUUACUAUGAGAGCAUUAAAGGACUGACACCACCAACGGCAGAAGAACUCCAAGAGGAAUUCCAAACCAUCGCAAAUGAUUUUUCUGGUCUGUUCAGUCGAGUAGCAACCCUUACAAAGUUGUACGACUUCACCGCCAAUGAUGCAGGCUCUCUAUUGGAUUCGGUCACAGAAAAGAUGCCAAACUAGGGGUAGUUGUUGGCAUGGUUCAUCUCGAUCUGCAGAUAUUACUAGUAUUGAUGUUCACGAUAGCAUUUGGAGUCAAUAUUGAUAUAUGUUCUUGUAGUAUUACAAUCAUACUCAGAAAUGUCUCUCAUAACCUACCAUAUUUCACAUUUUAAUCGAGCGUUGCAUUUAGGCUCCCCACUUCUAUUAUAUACUUCUGUAAAAUACUUAAUCAAUACCUCAGUCAUUUACAUUUUUACCAGCUCCAUAUAGGUGAUUUGAAUAAAUCUGAAAAAACCGGCUGUUUUCGACUCUUCAUACGGCCACCGUAGAGCAAACGUGACUGAGGUGUUAAUCUUGAAACGUUGUGUUUAAAGGUAAUAUGUCUUAUCAUAUAGUUUGUUUAAGCGGCGCCAUUAUAUUCAAAUUUAUUUCAAAUAUUCUCAGCGUUUAUUAAUCUAGAAGUUUUCGUUUAUCAUGUCAAUAUUGCUUCAUAAAGUGUAUUACAUUUGGUUUUUAAUUGAACGAACUUGAUAUCUCCAAAAUGUGAUGAAAUUUAUGUUUAGGAUAUUGAUUAUUAUUAUUGUGCGUUCUAUGAUGUAAAAUCGAUUCACUACUUGCUCUACUCACCGACACAGGUGCCUCAUGCUUCGAUUAUAUCAACAAUGUGUCCACAAAAGUCAAAACGCCCCUGUUCGGAGCGAAUAUCCAGUAGACAGUUAAAUAAAUUUACUAUACGAAGGAGGACGCGAUCAAAUUCGAGCUAGUUCUUGUUGAUUGGCGGAUGCUCUAUAAACAUGUUAAAU